Periconia digitata is the source of this 884-nucleotide messenger RNA. The record is from the annotation of a GenBank genome assembly. Lineage: Eukaryota; Fungi; Ascomycota; Dothideomycetes; Pleosporales; Periconiaceae.
UCUGUUUCGACAUAUCCCACCUCCAAACCCUCUCAAAAAUGGCAACUGUACUUGGAAAAACAGUUUUGAUCACAGGCUGCAGCACCGGCGGCAUCGGCUGGGCACUGGCCAGAAACUUCCGCCGACGAGGAUACUACGUCUUCGCCACAGCGCGCGAUCCCUCGAAGGUCACCAAUCUCGCCGAACUGGAGGAUAUCGAAAUUCUCGAGCUGGACGUGACUGUUCCAUCAACCAUUGAGAAGUGUAAAGAGAUAGUCGCGAAACGCACAGGAGGCACACUCGAUCUCCUAGUGAACAACGCUGGCAUCGAAUUCAACAGCCCAUUGCUAGACACGGAUAUCCCUGAGGCGAGGAGGCUGUACGAUGUCAAUGUUUGGGGCGUUCUGGCGAUGGUGCAGGCGUUUGCCCCCCUACUUAUAGAGGCCAAAGGAGUGAUCUUCAACCAAAGCUCUAUUGAUGGAGAGCUGAAUAUGGUGUGGGCAGGUAUUUUUGCCAGUUCCAAGUCUGCGGUGGCGCGCAUCUCGGAAACUCUGCGGAUCGAACUUGAGCCGCUGGGUGUGCGCGUCUUGACGUCCAUUUGUGGCUCCGCUGAUACGCCUAUGUUUGGUAAGCCGGGUGGCCCUAUGGAACUGCCGAAGGCGUCGUACUACCACGGUGUCCAGGAUGCGGCGUGGAAGGAGCGGAUGGAUCAUCAGCGUCAGGCCAUGAACGUCGAUGUGCUCGCGGAAAAGUUGGCGAAGGACAUUCUCGGCGGAACCAAGGGUGUGACCUGGCAUGGCGCGUUCGCUCCAUCAGUGCGGUGGGCGAGCUGGCUCAAUCUUAUAUGGUUGAUGGACAGGUUGAUCAAUUCGGCAAGAGGCUUGAAUUUGGUCAAACGGCGUUAG